This is a messenger RNA of Mobula hypostoma (lesser devil ray), 4026 nucleotides long. Its product is annotated as zinc finger protein 235-like. Gene Ontology annotation, cellular component: nucleus. Gene Ontology annotation, molecular function: DNA-binding transcription factor activity, RNA polymerase II-specific; sequence-specific DNA binding. The coding region runs from base 894 to 2186 and encodes 430 amino acids. The record is from RefSeq and is a predicted model, not a curated record. The transcript has 2 exons. Lineage: Eukaryota; Metazoa; Chordata; Chondrichthyes; Myliobatiformes; Myliobatidae. Gene Ontology annotation, biological process: regulation of transcription by RNA polymerase II.
GGGGUCGCAGUAGUUCCUUCCCGAAUAUUGCACAUGCGCUCGGUGGACGAAAUACUGUACUGCGGAGGAUCGAUAGCAGGUUAGGACUGGCAAAGAAUUUGUGUAUGGAAAUCUCAAACAGAACAACACGUCAGUUUUGCUGUCUCUGUCCAGAUAUUUAAGGAGUGACCAGAUAUUUCCUUUGAAACACCGAUAUAUCUAUUGUUGAUCCUUGGAGAAGAGGAUAUAACUCAUCCCUGCUGGAAGCGUGCUUUGUCUCUGAAAGGAUGACAUUUUCUAUUUUAACUCAUUGAAAACCACUGGAGCUGGGGUGUUAAGAACACACCAGCAUGUGUUCACUGGAGAUCAGUUCAACUGCAUUGAUUGUGCAAGGGAUUCACUCUGUCUGACAUCUGAGUCGAUGAAUUACCAGAGAAUUGAUAACAGGGAGAUAUCAUUCUCCUUCUCUCGUUGUGGGAAGGGAUUCACUCACUCAGCCUACCCAUAGGUGAGUUGACAGUGCAGAGAGAGGCCAUUCAUCUGCUCUGUGUGUGGGAUGGGAUCAACUCAGUCAUUCAGCUGGAAGACACAUCAGCAAAUUCACACCAUAGUGAGAAGGAUGGUUCACCUUUUCUGACUGCAGGAAGCAUUCAUUCUGUCAUCCAAGCUGAAUUCACACCAGUGAGAGGCUGCUCACCUGUUCCGUGUGUGGGAAGAGGUUUACUCACAACCUACCUGCAGAUACAUCAGUGAAUUCACAAGGGAGAGUGUGUGGGAAGAGAUUCACUUGGUCAUCUGAUCUGCUGACACACCAGCAAAUUCACAGCAGAGAGAGGCUGAACAUCUCAGACUGUGGGGAGGGAUUCAGUCAGACAUCUCACCUACUGACACACCAGUCAGUUCACACUGGGGAGAUGCCAUUCACCUGCUCAGACUGUGGGAAGGGAUUUGCACAGUCAUCACAACUGAAGGUACAUCAGCGAGUUCACACUGGGGAGAGUCCGUUCACCUGCUCAGACUGUGGCAAGGCAUUCACUCAGUCAUCCCACUUACAGACUCAUCAGCGAGUUCACACUGGGGAGAGGCCAUUCACCUGUUCUGUGUGUAGGAAGGGAUUCACUCAGUUAUGCCACCUACAGACACACCAGUCAGUUCACACUGGGGAGAAACCAUUCACCUGCUCAGAAUGUGGAAAGGGUUUCACUCAGUCAUCUCAAAUGAAGUUACAUCAGCGGGUUCACACUGGGGAGAGGCCGUUCACUUGCUCAGACUGUGGGAAGGCAUUCACUCAGUCAUCUAACUUACAGAGACACCAGCGACUUCACACAGGAGAGAGACCAUUCACCUGCUCAGACUGUGGUAAGGGAUUCACUCAGUUAUGCAAUCUACAUGCACAUCAGUCAGUUCACACUGGGGAGAUGCCGUUUACCUGCUCAGAUUGUGGGAAAGGAUUUCCUCGGUCAUUUCAACUGAAGGUACAUCAGCGAGUUCACACUGGGGAGAGGCCAUUCACCUGCUCAGAAUGUAGAAAGGCAUUUACUCAGUCUUCUCAACUGAAAGAGCACCAACGAGUUCACACUGGAGAAAUGCCGUUCACUUGCUUUGAAUGUGGAAAGGGAUUCACUCAAUCAUCUCACCUACAGACACACCAGCGAGUUCACACGGGAGAAAGACCGUUCACCUGCUCCGUGUGUGGGAAGGGAUUCACUCAUUCAUCCAACCUACAGACGCACCAAUCAGUUCACACUGGGGAGAGACCAUUUGUCUGCUCAGACUGUGGAAAGGGAUUUCCUAGGUCAUUUCAAUUGAAAAUACAUCAACGGGUUCACACUGGGGAGAGGCCGUUCAUCUGCUCAGACUGUGGGAAGGGAUUCACUCAGUCAUCUCACCUACUGGCACACCAGUCAGUUCACACUGGGGAGAUGCCAUUCAUCUGCUCAGACUGUGGGAAAGGAUUUCCUCGGUCAUUUCAACUGAAGCUACAUCAGCGAGUUCACACUGGAGAGAGGCCGUUCACCUGCUCAGUCUGUGGGAAGGCAUUCACUCAGUCAUCUCAACUGAAGGAACAUCAGCGAAUUCACACAGGGGAGAGGCCGUUCAUCUGUUCUGAAUGUGGAAAGGGAUUCACUCAGUCAUCCAACCUUGUGUCGCACUAUCGAGUUCACACUGGGGAAAAAGUUUUAAAAAGCCGUAUAAUGGAUAUUUAACCAUCACAGUUGCUGUAUCCAGAAACAAGUUUAAAAAUUAAACUGUUGGUGUUGAAAUCUGCAGUUAUUGCUGCUGUUCAUCACACCCAGUCUGCACCCUGGUUACUGGGCUUGAGAGGAGUUUUUUCUGCUGCUGUUCACCUGGAGUUUAACAUUCUGGAUCUGUGACAAAUGAAUCAGUAAUAUUUUAAACUCUGUCUUGGAUAUCUAGUGAAUUUACAAUUUGAACAGCUGUCCACCACUUGCUCUUCCUGUGGUGAUGGGUUCCAAACAGUCAUCAUCUCUGUGGGUGAAGAGGUUUCCCUUGAAUGUCUUGCACGACUUUCUCCAGACUGAAGAAGCAAAAGGUGAGCUGGCUGCUGUUAUGUUCUUCGUCCCUGAAAUCUCUGGGCCGAGGAAGAAUGACAUUGGUAGUUCACCUCAUUCCCUGUUCAUCUCGAAGUUCAAAGUCAAUUUUAUUAUCAAAGUGCAUAUAUGUCACCAGGUACAACCUUGAGAUUCACUUUCCUGUGGGCAUAUUCAAUAAAUCUGUAGAAUAAUAACCAUAACAAAAUCAAUGAAAGACUGCCCAACUAGGGUGUUCAACCAGAGUGCAGAAUGCAACAAACUGCAAACACAAAGAGAAGAAAUAAUAAUAAUAAAUAAGCAAUAAAUAUUGAGGCUAUGAGAUGAAGAGACCUUGAAAGUGAGCCCAUUGGUUAUGGGAACAUUUUAGUGAUGGGACAAAUGAAGUUGAAUGAAGUUAUCAACAUUGUGGGUCAUUUUCUCUGCUUCUAAUGGGCUGUCUCUCACACAACUGGGUUGUUAAAAAACACCAUUGUCCUCUAAAGGCUGAAACUAGAACAGAGAACUGGUGGAUAUUCAAUGGUGCAGGGUCAGAAACUAGAGACAGGUCAGCACAGGACAAGAGUUUGGGCUCUGGACAAUGGUAGGGGUAAGAGCAUAUGAUUAGGAGUGGGGGGAAAGUGGCGACAAAUAACAGGGUAGCGACAUUUGACAGAGAAGUAUUUGUUUGACUUUGACUGUUGACGCACCCAAUGCCUGUUGAGUACAUUGUUUGUGGGAAUUUGCUGUGUUAAACUGGCUACUGAGUUUUCAUAAAAAUAUUUACAAGCCAUUUGGCUUGUAAAUGCUUUCAAUGGCACUGUUCUUAAACCAUAUAUCUCUAUAAGCUACAGAAUUUACUGUAACUGCAAAUUAAGUGUGCAGGUGCCAAGAGUGCAAAGUUGCACAGAAAGACACACAUCAGUUGAGUGGACAAAAGGCUCCAAGAAUGGGUGCACUGGACCUCCCAGGCACAACUGAGAUCUUGCUAUAUAAAUCGAAGGAUUUAGGAUGCAGAUGAAAGAUAUAGUUCCAAGUUUAUCUCGCAUGAAGAACAUAAAAUAUCUUUCAGAUAAGUAAUUGCACAAUUUUCUACCAAUUGAAGUGGAACAUUGAGAUCAGGCCCUAUGUCCAGAACCUGCUGAUGGCCAUACCUCAGUAGCUAAUGGGAAAAGUUAAGACUGAGGCCUAAAAAAAAGAACUGGGUCCAACUUGCAGUGAAUUACAAUGCCAAUUAGAGCUGCACGAGGGAAAAAGAACACAAACUGCUUGUAUCCCUUUUGGUCUGAUUUUGAGCUGUCGCUCUCCUCAAUGCUGAUGGAGGAUGUUUUUGAAAUUCUGAGACAUAGCUAAUUAUUAGUAUGGACUGUAUUGGUCUCCUUCAGUUUUUCUGUGCUUUCUUUCUUGUUGCUGAUUGGCGGUUGAAUGAUAUGUUAAUAUUUGUAGGUAAGGGAGGGGUUAGGGAUUUGAGGUCUGAUGUUCCUGUUUUUCUGGGUGAGCGAUCUGGUAGUUUCUA